AUGCUGUCAGAAACGCCCACACUUCCCCCUUCAUGGGGACCUUUUUCCAUGUUUGGGCGAUUGCGUAGAACGGGAUCACGGUUUUGGAUCCCGGAACGACGUCCGAGACUUGUUCAUCGAGACAACGGGCAUACAUCGGACAUCAUGCGGCUCUUGACGUCUCUCACAUUCGGGGUGUUUACACUCCUAGCGUUACCAGUGUCUCUAUUGGCAGCCCAGAAAGUCAACAACAUCACGGAUGCUGUAGCACAGCUUCCUACUUGCGCCGUUGCAUGUAUUCUGUCGGCAGUCCAAGGCUCAACGUGUGAGUUGACGAACGCGACUUGCGUCUGCUCUGAUUCGCAAUUUGAAUCCACGACCGAGGGCUGUAUAACAUCAGCAUGCCCCAUUAAAGAUGCUCUUCAUGUCAAAAACGUCUUCGAGACAACCUGCAACAGACCCCAGAGGGACCAUAGCCCGGAGUAUGCUCGUUUGACAUGGGUAUUACUAGGUCUUACUACUUUCGUUGUAGCUGCCCGCUUGAUAUACAAGUCCUUCUCGUCGGCACAGCUCGGACUCGAUGACCUGUUCACUUUACUAGCCUACCUCGCUGUUCUUCCGUCCUUCAUCAUCAACGUUGUCGGCCUCAUCCCCGCCGGGCUAGGCAAGGACAUAUGGACCCUCACACCACAUCAAAUCGAGAGUUUCGGUUACUGGUUCUACCUUUUGGAGCCCAUGUAUUUCAUCCAGAUGGGCUUAGUUAAGAUGGCAAUCUUAUGCUUCUACAUGCGCAUCUUUGACCGCGCCGGCCUUAGAACCCUUUUAUGGGCCACGGUUGUCUUCAACGCUGUCAACACUGUCGUCUUCGUCCUCGUCGGCGUCUUCCAAUGUACCCCUAUCUCGUUCUACUGGACGAGGUGGGAUGGCGAGGGAAAGGGCACUUGUAUCAACAUCAAUGCGGUCCCGUGGGUGAACGCCAUCAUCAGCAUUGCUUUGGAUCUUUGGAUGCUUUUCCUACCCCUGUCGAGGAUCCGGACUCUGAAUCUUCAUUGGUGGAAGAAGAUCGCCGUCACGCUCAUGUUCUGUGUCGGUACUUUCGUAACCAUUGUCAGCAUUCUGAGACUCCAGUCGCUGGUUCGCUUCGCGAAUUCCAAGAACCCUACAUGGGAUCAAUAUGGAAUCGCCUUUUGGACAUGUCUUGAGGUCCCUACCGGGAUAAUCUGCUGCUGUAUGCCGGCUAUGCGUCUCAUUCUCAUAAAGUCGUUCCCGAGGCUCUUCGGGAAGCUCACCGAGCGCCACAAUUCAAAAAAGUAUGCAGUUCCCUCAAACGAGGAGGACCGGAGCCGGAGCCGUAAUCGCAUUUCUCGCGUCCCGGUUCCGGAGGGCUCGACUACCGAGCCCCAAUCGGCUCCGCAGAACUCCAAAAAUAUCGUAUACGCCGGACAAUCUGCGGUCGAGGCUCACGACUCUUCGAGUCUGUUUGCAAUGACAGAAUUAGAGGCGGGGAGCGCCAAGGAUAGCAUGUCUCGAAGCCAUAGAUCAACGUCGCCCUCGCGCUCCUCCAGCGCAAUGUCAGGCCAGGAAGUAUCCAUACGGAGGUAG
Messenger RNA from Colletotrichum destructivum, 1581 nucleotides. RefSeq names its product Putative extracellular membrane protein, CFEM. The coding region runs from base 1 to 1581 and encodes 526 amino acids. The transcript has 5 exons. Lineage: Eukaryota; Fungi; Ascomycota; Sordariomycetes; Glomerellales; Glomerellaceae. The record is from RefSeq and is a predicted model, not a curated record.